Molecule: messenger RNA, 1427 nt
Organism: Brassica rapa (field mustard)
Lineage: Eukaryota; Viridiplantae; Streptophyta; Magnoliopsida; Brassicales; Brassicaceae
Product: glycine-rich cell wall structural protein
Source: RefSeq, a predicted model, not a curated record
UCAAAAAUUGAUUACAUCCUCACCUUCCCACCACUGUCUCUCUAUAGUUUUAUUUGGGAAUGGGAACUAGUCUUCGUUUUGAAUUUUCUCGGCAUGUUAGCUAUAAGCUGUAUAGAAUACUGAAGUCGUAAAGUAGGAGAACAUGGAACUAAAUAAAAGAUGACAGGUUAUGUAUGAUAGGAAUAGGAGAUUACUAUAAAAAUGAGGCAACUUGGGGUUCACUCAUUAAUUGCAUCGUAGAAAAAAUGAACAUGAAUGAUUGGGACAUGAGAACAUGUAGAAACAAAACGCGGUGUAGGAAGAAGAUGUUGAAGAAGGCCUCUCUCUCUCUCUCAACCAUAUCUCAUAAAUGCUCUCUCUAUCUCUUUCUCUGCGUGCUAUAUAGUGUUAGUAACUAGUCAGGUGAGAUAUAGCAAUUGUAUACUGAUCAAGCGAUCAUUAGCAAGAUAGUAGAACAACAUAUCAAAGAUAUGGGGAAAGUAUCUUUUGGGUUUUUGGCUUUGAUGCUUGUAGUGGUGGCGAUCGGGGUUGUAGAGUGUAGGAGAUUUGAGAAGGAGACGUUAGGAGGUGGUGGUGGUGGACUUGGUGGUGGUUUUGGCGGCGGCAAAGGUUUUGGAGGAGGCAUUGGUGGCGGUGGAGGUGCCGGUGCUGGUGGAGGUUUUGGAGGUGGUGUAGGAGGAGGCCACGGUGGAGGUAUUGGUGGUGGCGCAGGAGGUGGUGCUGGUGGAGGACUUGGAGGAGGCCAUGGUGGAGGAAUUGGUGGUGGUGCCGGAGGAGGACACGGUGGUGGUAUAGGAGGUGGUGCAGGAGGCGGUGCUGGUGGAGGGCUAGGAGGAGGCCAUGGUGGAGGUAUUGGCGGUGGUGUUGGAGGAGGACACGGUGGAGGUAUUGGCGGUGGUGCAGGUGGAGGGGCCGGAGGAGGAUUUGGUGGUGGUGCAGGCGGAGGAUUCGGAGGAGGGGCUGGUGGAGGAGCUGGCGGAGGAUUCGGUGGUGGUGCAGGCGGGGGUCACGGUGGUGGUGCAGGCGGGGGAUUUGGUGGAGGAUCGGGUGGAGGAUUCGGUGGUGGUGCCGGUGGAGGAGCUGGCGGAGGAUUCGGUGGUGGUGCAGGCGGGGGUCACGGUGGUGGUGCAGGCGGGGGAUUUGGUGGAGGAUCAGGCGGAGGGUUUGGUGGCGGUGCCGGUGGAGGAGCUGGAGGAGGAUUCGGAGGUGGUGGUGGUGCCGGUGGUGGAUUUGGCGGUGGAUUUUAAAUUUCUUAAUACUUAAAAUAUUCAUACAAAAUCUAUUCUUGGCUUUGAACUAAGCUUGGGCUAGUUACUUAUGUACCAAGUCAUACGAGAAGAAAGUAUAUCAUUUAUCUUUUGUGAUUUAUUUUGUAAGAAUAAUCAUAUCUAAAAAAUGUAAAACCUUUUUCGAAUAUUUACAAAUCA